UUUACCGCUAAGUGGUGCGGGGGGUGGGGUGGGUAAACAGCAGUCGGCUUUUUUUGGGGGGACGGACGGAGGGGGCUGGGUGUCUCUAUCACCCCCUCCAAAAAUCUCCUACAGACGGAUUAGUCCAAAAUGAGUACCGAUCGCCGACGCGAGUCUCGGUCCAGUCGGCCUGAUGGUGAGAGCCCAGGCGCCGAGACCGAGAAGGCAGACUCGCGGGAUUCUGCUAGCGGCACGGAACCCUCCAGAGACACGCGCUGCCGCCGGACCAACAGCACAGUUUUCCGCUGGCUGCGGGAGAGAUGCUGGGGCAGAGGAGUCGCCGUGGACCCGUCCAGGGAUACAUUCAGGACCAUGACCAGCUUAUACAGCUCGAUGAACCCGGCCGACUCGGUGAACCUGAGUACCAAGACGCACGGAGCGGUGUUUAACUUGGAGUACUCGCCGGACGGGUCUGUACUAACCGUAGCGUGUGAGCAAACUGAAGUUCUUUUGUUCGAUCCAAUAUCCUCAACACACAUUAAAACGCUGGUUGAGGCCCAUGAAGACUGUGUCAACAACAUCAGGUUUCUUGACAACAGACUGUUUGCAACAUGUUCUGACGACACCACAAUUGCACUCUGGGACUUGCGGAAGUUGAAUUCCAAAGUAUGUACGCUGCAUGGGCACACCAGCUGGGUCAAGAACAUUGAAUAUGACACUAAUACACGGCUGCUAGUAACCUCAGGUUUUGAUGGAAAUGUUAUAACAUGGGACACAAACAGGUUUACGGAAGAUGGCUGCCCACAUAAGAAGUUCUUUCACACUCGAUACCUGAUGAGAAUGAGGCUAACGCCAGACUGUUCAAAAAUGCUGAUAUCCACCUCUUCUGGUUAUCUGCUUAUUCUUCAUAAUCUUGACCUAACUCAGUCCCUGGAGGUGGGCAGUUACCGUAUUCUGAGGGCAAGGCGGACUGCUUUAAGCUUAGACAAUGUUACAUCAGGAUCUCGAGUGUCUGGUUCACCAAGAAACAGCAGCGAUUCUAGCCAGGCUUCAAAUAAACUAUUAUCUCCUUCAUCACAGCGGGAAGGUGGCUCACCUCGUAACAGCCUAGAGGUGCUGACUCCUGAGAUUCCAGGAGAAAGAGAUCGGGGCAACUGUAUCACAUCACUUCAGCUGCAUCCUAAGGGCUGGGCCACAUUGAUACGUUGCUCAAGCAACACAGAUGACCAGGAGUGGACAUGUGUCUAUGAAUUCCAAGAAGGCACUCCAGUGCGAGCUGUCUCUCCCCGCUGUUCCCUUAAGUUGACCCACUACAUUGAAGAAGCCAAUGUAGGCCGGGGCUACAUCAAAGAACUGUGUUUUAGUCCCGAUGGACGUCUAAUCUGUUCACCCUAUGGCUAUGGAAUUCGCCUGAUGGCUUUUGACGAGCAGUGCAGUGAACUGGUAGACUGUCUGCCCAAGGAGUCCAGCUGUCUAAAGGAAAUCCGUUCCAUUUAUUCCCACAGUGAUGUGGUGCUUACCACAAAGUUCUCGCCCACUCACUGCCAGCUUGCCUCUGGGUGCCUUAGUGGACGAGUAUCUCUCUACCAGCCAAAGUUCUAGCUGUUACUACCACAGGACGCCUUCUGCUAUUUCACAUUGGCAAGACUUUGUAGUGUCUGACGCUGGUCUUAAUAAUUCAUUUUUAUUUCUUUUCAAAUUUGUAGAAAGAAGUUGCUUUUUAAGUCAUUUAGUGCCCCUUUUUUUUUUUGCAGGUUUUUGAAUACACAAUGUCAUUCAGCACUUUAGAAGAACAAUUUUGGCUUCAUAAUUAAUUAGUUCAGUUUCAUUUUUUUGUUUGUUGUCUGAACUAAAAUGGCUACAACAUGUCAAUAAUUCAGCUUUUUUUUUUUUGAUAUAAAGAAAAUUUGGAAAUUAAAGAGUGAUGCUUCUGCUGCUGGUCUGCACACUGAUAGUUGUGCCUCAGACAAAGAAGGCAAGCUGUCUACUCUGCAGACUCUUGCUGAAAAUCAUUCUUUAGUAUUAUUUUACUGCAAAUGUCUUAACAUGCCUCACAGCAUAUGGAUCCCAGUUAUCUCCUCACCAUUGAAUGUAACUUUUGCGGUUUGACAUGCAAGACCAAACUAUCCUGUAAAGUAAUUUCUCAUCAUAAAAACUCACAUUUUGAAGUACUGCCUCAUUUUGCCUUAAACUGGAAAUACUGGCAGCAGUGAGCUCAUGUACCCUAUAUUGUAAAAUAAGAUGCAAUUUUUUUUCCUUCUUUUCUCUAAAUGCCAAUGUGAUAUAUAAGUGGGAGAUUGUGAUAUUUAUUGCUUACCUAUUUGUGUUAUGUUUUUGUUUGCUUUUCUUGUCUUAGAUCAUUAACAAUAAAUAUAUAGCCUGAA
Messenger RNA from Erpetoichthys calabaricus (reedfish), 2363 nucleotides. RefSeq names its product WD repeat domain 32 (gene wdr32). The transcript has 7 exons. Gene Ontology annotation, molecular function: protein binding. The coding region runs from base 130 to 1581 and encodes 483 amino acids. Gene Ontology annotation, cellular component: Cul4-RING E3 ubiquitin ligase complex. NCBI's taxonomy places the organism in Eukaryota, Metazoa, Chordata, Cladistia, Polypteriformes, Polypteridae. The record is from RefSeq and is a predicted model, not a curated record.